AUGGCGGAGGGCAGCUGGCCUCUGGAGUUCAAAUGGAUCCACAACAACACGGAGCUCACGCGCUUUUCACUGGAGUACAGAUACCUCAUACCCUCCCUGGACCGCUCGCACGCCGGCUUCUACAGAUGCAUCGUCAGGAACAGAGUGGGGGCACUGCUGCAGAGACGAACGGAGGUCCAAGUGGCAUUCAUGGGCAGUUUCGAGGAGGGCGAGCGCGCUCAGUCCGUCUCCCAGGGCGACGGAGCAGUGAUCCCCGCUCCACGGAUCCGGAGUUACCCACAGCCUCAGGUCACAUGGUACAGGGACGGACGCAAGAUCCCCCCCAGCAGCCGCAUAGCCAUUACACUGGACAACACACUGGUCAUCCUGUCGGCGGUGGCUCCAGACGCAGGACGGUACUAUGUCCAAGCUGUAAACGACAAGAACGGAGAGAAUAAGACCAGCCAGCCCAUCACCCUGUCUGUGGAGAAUGUGGGAGGCCCAGCUGACCCCAUCGCCCCAACUAUAGUGAUCCCGCCAAGGAAUACCAGCGUGGUGACAGGGACUUCAGAGGUUACCAUGGAGUGUGUGGCCAAUGCAAGGCCUCUGAUUAAACUGAGCAUCACGUGGAGGAAAAAUGGCGUGAUCGUGAACACUGGUCUGAGCGAUUUUAGCCGCAGACUGACCAUCCUGAGCCCCAUGGUGACCGACGCCGGGUACUACGAGUGUGAGGCCAUUCUCCGCAGCAGCAGUGUGCCCUCUGUCAGCGCCGGAGCUUAUCUACACGUGCUGGAACCACCGCAGUUUGUGAAGGAGCCUGAGAAACACAUCACCGCCGAGAUGGAGAAGGUGGUGGAUAUUCCCUGUCAGGCCAGAGGGGUCCCACAGCCGGACAUGGUGUGGUACAAAGACGCAGCACCCAUCGACCCGGUGAAGACGCCCAGAUACAGGGUGCUGGCGGGGGGCAGCCUCCAGGUGAACGGCCUCCUGCCUGACGACACCGGAAUGUUCCAAUGUUUCGCUCGGAAUGGGGCCGGAGAAGUGCAAACCAACACCUACCUGGCUGUAACAAGCAUUGCUCCAAAUAUUACGACCGGACCCUCGGAUAGCACAGUGAUCGAUGGGAUGUCUGUCAUUUUACACUGUGAGACCUCCGGAGCUCCCCGGCCGGCCAUCACCUGGCAGAAAGGUGAGCGUGUGUUAGCCAGCGGAUCUGUGCAGCUGCCCCGCUUUACACUGCUGGAGUCAGGCAGUCUCCUCAUCUCCCCCUCACACAUCUCCGACGCCGGGACCUACACGUGCAUGGCCAGUAACUCCAGGGGCAUCGACGAGGCCUCUGCUGACCUGGUGGUGUGGGCCCGAACUAGAAUCACCACUCCCCCUCAGGACCAGAGCGUUAUCAAAGGUACCAAAGCAGUCCUGACCUGCGGAGUGACCCACGACCCCAGUGUUUCUGUCAGACACAUUUGGGAGAAGGAGGGCACGCCGAUAAAUGUCCAGUCGAUUCCCAGAAUGAAGUUGGACACGGACGGGACCCUGCAUAUUUCCCAAACCUGGUCCGGAGACAUCGGGACGUACACCUGUAGAGUCACGUCUGUGGGAGGGAAUGACUCACGCAGCGCCCACCUCAGAGUCAGGCAGCUGCCCCAUGCUCCGGAGAACCCCACGGCCGUACUGAGCGCCUCGGAGAAGAGAGCCAUAGACCUGAACUGGAACAAGCCUUUUGAUGGGAACAGCCCCCUCAUCCGCUACAUCCUGGAGGUCUCCGAGAACAACGCUCCGUGGGCCAUCCUGCUGGCCAAUAUCGAGCCGGAGUCCACGGCGGUGACGGUGAACGGGCUCAUCCCAGCGCGCUCGUAUCAGUUCCGCCUCUGUGCUGUUAACGACGUGGGGAAGGGACAGUUCAGCAAAGAGACGGAGAGGGUCUCAUUGCCAGAGGAACCUCCGAGCGCUCCUCCCCAGAACGUGAUCGCGAGCGGACGCACAAACCAGUCCAUUAUGAUCCAGUGGCAGCCUCCUCCAGAGAGUCACCAGAACGGCGUCCUGCGAGGCUACAACGUCAGAUAUCGUCUGACAGGGCUGCCCGUGGACUACCAAAUCAAAAAUAUUACCAGUCCAGAGGUUACAAAUCUGUUACUGGAAGAUCUCAUCAUUUGGACAAACUAUGAGAUUGAAGUAGCAGCGUACAACGGAGCCGGACUGGGUAUUUUCAGCCAUAAAGUGACUGAGUGGACACUUCAAGGAGUGCCAACCAUCGCCCCCGGCAACGUCCAAGCUGAACCAGUCAACUCCACCACCAUUCGUUUUACAUGGACAGCCCCAAACCCUCAGUUCAUCAACGGCAUCAACCAGGGCUACAAGCUGCUGGCCUGGGAGCCGGGGAGAGAGCAAGACGUUUCUAUGGUAACGGUGAGACCCAACUUCCAGGACAGCGUACACGUGGGGUAUGUGACAGGUCUCAAGAAGUUCUCCGAAUACUACACCUCUGUACUCUGCUUCACCACGCCUGGAGACGGACCCCGAAGCACCCCGAAACUCCUGAGAACGCACGAAGACACUCCGGGCCCGGUCGGACAUCUUAGUUUUACAGAAAUCUUGGACACGUCGCUCAAAGUCAGCUGGAGUGAGCCCAGCGAGAAGAAUGGAGUUCUUACAGGCUACCGUAUUUCAUGGGAGGAGUUCAACCGCACCAACACCAGAGUGACCCACUACAUGCCCAACGUGACCCUGGAAUACCGGGUCACGGGGCUCACGGCUCUCACCACCUACACCAUCGAAGUGGCCGGGAUGACCUCCAAAGGGCAGGGCCAGCUUUCCUCCUCCACCAUCUCCUCCGGGGUCCCACCUGAGCUGCCCGGACCGCCCACAAACAUCGCCAUCUCCAACACGGGCCCUCGCUCCGUCACCCUGCAGUUCAAACCCGGCUACGAUGGCAAGACUUCCAUCUCUCGCUGGCAGGUGGAGGCGCAGGUGGGAGCGACAGGAGAGAAUGACGAAUGGGUCAUGGUGCACCAGGUUUCAAAUGAACCAGAUGCCCGAUCCUUGGUGGUCCCAGGACUCAACCCGUUCACGUUUUAUAGAUUCCGGAUGCAUCAGGUGAAUAUAGUUGGCAGCAGUGUUCCGAGUCAGCCCUCCAGGAAAAUCCAGACGCUCCCAGCCCCACCGGAUAUGGCUCCCGCGAAUGUGACACUGAGGACAGCCAGCGAGACGAGUCUGUGGCUGCGCUGGAUGCCUUUACCUGAAUGGGAGUACAAUGGGAACCCGGAGCUGGUGGGGUACAGGAUCCAGUACUCUCGGGCGGGCUCGCCGGGUCGCGCUCUCACCCACGUGAUCGCCGACCGUCUGGAGCGAGAGUUCACCAUCGAGGACCUGGAGGAGUGGACCGAGUACGAGGUCAGGGUUCAGGCCAUUAACGGCAUCGGGACGGGACCGUGGAGCCAACCGGUCAAGGGCAGAACCAGGGAGUCAGUCCCCUCCUGCGGUCCGACCAACGUAUCCGCCUUUGCCACUACAUCCAGCAGCAUCCUGGUGAGGUGGUUUGAAGUCCCCGAACCCGACAGAAACGGCCUUAUCCUGGGCUAUAAGGUGGUGUACAAAGAGAAGGAUUCAGAUAAUGGGGUGCAUUUCUGGACAGUAGAAGGGAAUGCCACCCACAGCGUCCAGCUCACGGGCCUCGGAAAAUACGUGCUCUAUGAGAUACAGGUCCAGGCUUUUACGCGGAUUGGAGAUGGACGACCAAGUUCCCCUCCCAUACUAGAAAGGACACUGGAUGAUGUGCCUGGGCCUCCGGUGGGGAUCCUGUUUCCUGAAGUGAGGACCACUUCAGUGCGUCUCAUUUGGCAGUCCCCGUCUCAGCCCAAUGGCAUUAUUCUGGCCUACCAGAUCACCUACCACCUGAACUCCACCCACAGUAACGGAGCCACGGUGGAUGUUCUGAACCCCAGCGCGCGUCAGUACACCGUCACCAGCCUCAAGCCCGAGUCCGUGUACGUGUUCAGGAUCACGGCACAAACCCGGAAAGGCUGGGGGGAGUCUGCAGAGGCGCUGGUGGUCACUACUGAGAAGAGAGCCCGUCCCCAGCCCACCAGUCGCCCCGGGGUGCCCCAAAAGGACGUCUCCGCUCGACAGGUGCUGUUGACGUGGGAGCCUGGCAGCGACGGUCUGUCCCCUGUCAGAUACUACACCGUCCAGCUCCGAGAACUGCCCGAACACAACUGGACUGUCCACUCCGCCUCCGUCAACCACGAAGCCUCCUCCUACGUAGUCACGAAGCUGAAGCCGUUCACAUCGUACCAGUUCAGAAUCAAAGCCACCAACGACAUCGGAGACAGCGAAUACAGCGAGGAGAGUGAGGCCAUCACAACUCUGCAGGAUGCGCCCGACGAAGCUCCCAUCAUCCUCUCUGUCACGCCGCACACAACCACGUCUGUGCUGAUUCGCUGGCAGCGACCGUCGGAAGAGAAGAUCAAUGGGAUUCUCCUCGGGUUUCGGAUCAGAUACCGCGAGCUCUUGUACGACCGUCUCCGUGGUUACUCCAUUCGAAGCAUCGCCACUUCCUCAUCCUGGGCUGAACUUAACGCUCCUUACAGCAUCCGGAAUCUGAGCGAUCCAACAAUGACGCAACUGGAGCUGGACAAGCUGAGCAAGCACAAGCGCUAUGAGAUCCGGAUGUCUGUGUACAACGCAGUGGGAGAAGGGCCCAACAGCCCCCCUCACGAGGUUUUCGUCGGGGAAGCAGUCCCCACUGCCCCGCCCCAAAACGUCGCCAUCCAAUCUGCCACCGCCACCCAACUGGACGUGAUGUGGGACCCCCCUCCAGUGGACGCCCAGAACGGGGACAUCCAAGGCUACAAGGUCUUCUACUGGGAGUUUCAGCGUAAAAACGAGACGGAGAGGUUGCGUACGCUGUUCAUGCCGGAGGGAGGGGUCAAACUGAAGAACCUGACCGGGUAUACCACCUACAUGAUCAGCGUGGCUCCGUUCAACGCGGCAGGAGACGGACCGCGCAGCCCCCCCACCAGAGGGCGCACACAACAAGCAGCUCCCAGUGCCCCCAGCUUCAUUCACUUCAGUGAGCUGACCACCACCUCGGUCAACGUGUCCUGGGGAGAGCCCACCUACCCCAACGGCAUCAUCGAGGGCUACCGGCUCAUCUACGAGCCCUCCACCCCCAUAGAAGGGGUCAGUAAAACGGUGACGGUGGACGUGAAGGGGACCGGCCCACUGUGGCUCAAACUCAAAGACCUGGCAGAAGGGGUCACCUACAACUUCAGGAUCAGGGCCAAAACCUUCAUCUACGGACCUGAGGUGGAAGCCAACAUCACCACGGGCCCAGGAGAAGGAGCCCCAGGACCCCCCGGAGAGCCGUUCAUCACUCGUCACGGUUCAGCCUUGACGAUUCAGUGGAGUAGCGGAGAUCCAGGAAGAGCACCCAUCACACGCUACGUCAUAGAAGCUCGCCCGUCGGAUGAGGGUCUUUGGGAUAUUCUGAUUAAAGACAUCCCACGAGAGGCCACUUCACACACGUUCAACAUGGACCUCCUCAAACAAGGCGUCAGCUACGACUUCAGGGUCAUUGGAGUGAACGACUACGGCUACGGCUCUCCCAGUCUGCCCUCCCCCUCCAUAUCCGCCCAAAAAGUGCCUCCAUUUUACGAGGAGUGGUGGUUCCUGGUGGUCGUGGCACUGGUGGGACUCAUCUUUAUUCUGCUGCUGGUGUUCAUCCUCAUUAUAAGAGGCCAGAGCAAGAAGUACGCCAAGAAGUCCGAGUCAGGAAACAACUCCAACUGCAACGCCCUGACCCACGGGGACAUGGUCAGCCUGGACGAAGGACGCUUCCCUGCCCUCGAACUUAACAACCGCCGCCUGUCCGUCAAAAACUCCUUCUGUCGCAAGAACGGAGUCUACACCAGGUCACCUCCAAGACCCAGCCCCGGAAGUCUCCACUAUUCCGAUGAAGACGUGAGCACGAAAUACAACGACCUCAUCCCAGCAGAGAGCAGCAGCCUGACGGAAAAACCAUCGGAAAUCUCGGACUCCCAGGGGAGCGAUAGCGAGUACGAAGUGGACCCCAACCGCCAGAAAACCCACUCCUUCGUGAACCACUACAUCAGCGACCCGACUUACUACAACUCAUGGCGGCGUCAGCAGAAGGGGAUCUCGCGCGCGCAGGCUUACAGCUACACCGAGUCCGAGUCGGGAGAACCUGAGCACUGCGCGCCCCCCCCUCUGCCCCCGCUGCCCCCCUGCCCCCCCCAGCUCAGCUCCCCCACCCCGCAGCCCCCCCAGCCGCAGGCCCAGGGGCAGCCUCAGGGCCAGGGCACCCUCUUUAGACCCAAAGGCAGCCGGACUCCCACCCCGUCCCAGCAGAGCGCCAACCCGCCCGGCCAGCACAGCACCCUCUACAGGCCACCCAGCAGCCUGGCACCCGGCUCGAGGGCACCCAUUGCUGGUUUUUCCUCCUUUGUUUGA
Boleophthalmus pectinirostris (great blue-spotted mudskipper) is the source of this 6450-nucleotide messenger RNA. RefSeq names its product sidekick cell adhesion molecule 2b (gene sdk2b). The record is from RefSeq and is a predicted model, not a curated record. Gene Ontology annotation, molecular function: protein binding. Lineage: Eukaryota; Metazoa; Chordata; Actinopteri; Gobiiformes; Gobiidae. Bases 1 to 6450 code for a protein of 2149 amino acids. The transcript is spliced from 44 exons.